AUGGAAGAAUCGUUUGAAAUUAAUGAAACAAAUCACAAAUACAAAUUCUAUUCAAUGAUAAAGAUCAUUACAAAGAAUAAUUGUAUUUUCCCAUAUUGUGGAAUUAUAUUUGAAGAAAAAUCUAAUUCAACACAGCCAAAUAUAUAUCAUUGCAAUGGAUUCAAUCAUUUGUUUGAAGAAAGGUCUCUCGUUUGCCAGCUUUUCGUUUCACAGUUAGGAUAUAACUCAUUUAGUCUUCAGAAUUAUGAAGCAACAACAAUCAAAGUUUCCAAAUCAGAUAAAUUCAACACAUUUGUUGUUUUCCACUCAAUACAAUACACCAAUGAAUCAUCAAGAAGAAUCAUUUCAAGUUGUGUCAUGAAUCCAGAUUUCAUAUCAGUUUUGUGUGGUAAACACGACAUUGAGUUCACAGUGUAUCAAUUAGCUAAAGAUUGUAUCAUUAAAUACAAUGUGAAUUAUUUCAAUGAUUUAUAUUUCACAAAUUCAGAAACAUCAGAAAACAGUACAUAUUGUGUCAUCCAUUUAGGAACAAGUGAUAUGACAACAGUUUUAUUCAAAGAUUCAAAAACAUCUGAUUUGAAUUCAUUUUCAUAUUAUGAUUCAUUUUCUAUGGAAUCAACACCAGUUAUUAUCAAUGAUGAAUUCACAACAAUUGAAGACAAGAAAUCAUUUAUUCUUGAAUACAAAGUUGGUGAAGGCAAUCCAUAUGGUCAUGUUGGUAUCACACACAACACCAAUAUAUAUUCAUGA
Molecule: messenger RNA, 750 nt
Organism: Trichomonas vaginalis G3
Lineage: Eukaryota; Parabasalia; Trichomonadida; Trichomonadidae
Exons: 1
Coding region: 1-750 (249 amino acids)
Source: RefSeq, a predicted model, not a curated record